Molecule: messenger RNA, 1392 nt
Organism: Coffea eugenioides
Lineage: Eukaryota; Viridiplantae; Streptophyta; Magnoliopsida; Gentianales; Rubiaceae
Product: probable serine/threonine-protein kinase PBL25
Exons: 5
Coding region: 1-1392 (463 amino acids)
Biological process (GO): protein phosphorylation
Molecular function (GO): protein kinase activity; ATP binding
Source: RefSeq, a predicted model, not a curated record
AUGAGAGAGGACCGCACCUUGUGGUUCGUCCUCCGACGGAGCCCCCUCAACAGCAACCUCGGCCCGCUCAAUAUCAACAGCCACGGCCUGCACCUUUUCAUGAAUACUAAGAUCAUUGAUGUUUUAACCAUAUUUUGUCAACCUGAUCUUAUGUGGAUAAACCUGUUGAGUACAGAGGGAAGGGCUGUAGGAUCAUUCCUUGGAUAUGUGAUUUCAUCUGAAAUGCUCGAAUUUUGUUGGGCAGAUAAUCCAAGGAAAUUUCCUGGUGAAGCCACAAACCACAAGGCUGACCACAAAGACGGAGCCAAUAACAUUGCCGCCCAGACAUUCACUUUCAGAGAGCUUGCAACGGCGACGAAGAAUUUCCGACAGGAAUGUUUAUUGGGCGAAGGUGGAUUUGGACGAGUCUACAAGGGUCGGCUGGAAAAAACUGGCCAGGAAAUAGCUGUGAAGCAACUAGACCGAAAUGGAUUACAAGGAAACAGAGAAUUUCUUGUAGAGGUUCUGAUGCUGAGCCUUCUUCACCAUCAAAAUCUGGUUAGUCUAAUCGGUUACUGUGCUGAUGGAGAGCAGAGACUUCUGGUGUACGAGUAUAUGCCACUGGGAUCUCUUGAGGACCAUCUACUAGAGGUUCGACCGGGUCAACCUCCGCUGGAUUGGUUUACAAGGAUGAAGAUAGCAUUACAUGCGGCCAAAGGUCUAGAGUAUUUGCACGACAAGGCAAAUCCCCCAGUAAUUUACCGCGACCUAAAGUCGUCUAACAUCUUGUUGGACAGGGAGUUCAAUGCAAAACUCUCUGACUUUGGAUUAGCAAAGCUAGGACCUGUCGGAGAUAAAUCACAUGUGUCUUCCAGGGUAAUGGGGACAUAUGGUUAUUGCGCUCCCGAGUACCAAAGAACUGGUCAGCUAACUGUCAAGUCAGAUGUAUAUAGCUUUGGUGUUGUUUUCUUGGAGUUAAUUACAGGACGAAGAGCCAUUGACACCACAAGGAGUCCCCAGGAGCAGAACCUGGUUUCCUGGGCGGAACCCAUGUUCAGGGAACCAAGUAGAUUCUCAGAGCUGGUUGAUCCACUUCUCCAAGGAAACCUCCCAAGAAAGAGUUUAAACCAAGCAGUGGCGGUUGCUGCAAUGUGUCUAAACGAAGAUGCCUCGGUUCGACCAUUUAUCAGUGAUGUGGUCACCGCUCUCAGUUAUCUCUGGGUAGGACCAGAUUCUCCAGGAUUGACUGCAAAUUCUCCCCCUUUCACGUCGACAGAUACAGUGGAAAACAAUCGCGAAGUCGAUGAUAUUUCAGCAAAUGAACGUCAGAAAGCAGUUGCAGAAGCCAUUGAAUGGGGUUCCAACUCCAGGACUCAAAACAUCCGAUCAGUCUCCAAUGGUUCUUCAGUGUGA